AUGGCAGCACACGCGCGCACUGGCGAUGUGAACACGACAACACGCCUGUUUGACAACACGCUGCAGCGCUUCGGCUUUUCCAAUUACAGCCUGCAGCUGGACAUGGAGGGUGCAGAGGCGUUCUUGUCAGCAGCGGUGGCAAGCGCCGAGAGUGGUGGAAGCCUGCAGGCGAGCGGCGUCACGGGCAGCAGCAGGCCGCCGACCUUGCCCAUGUACUCCACGCUGCUGGAGGGAUACAGCAUGCUUGGCGCUACGCCUCAGGCUACUAACGGCAUUCGCAGCGUGCUGGAUCGCAUCAAGCAGCGGCGCGUGUAUUUGGACGAGGCAACGACACAGCGGCUGUUUGAGGCAUUCAUGCGCGUUGGUCAGCACGAUGAAGCUGAGGCCCUGGUGCGCAGCGGAUUGGCACGCAGCACACCACUCCCAUACAAGGCCGUGCGUGCGCUGUUUGGAGCAUACUUUGCCGAUGGCGACCACGACCGCUUCCAUCGCCUCGCGGAGAUGCUUGGUGCCCCGGCUGUGCAGGACAAGUUCCCGCUCACCGUCAUGGCAUAUCGACUUCGGCUGCAGCGGCUGCUCGCCGAUAGGGACACGUGCACGACGAACCCGCCCUCGCUUGACACCGAUGUGCUGUGCGAGGACUUUGAGGCAGGGGAGGCGCACCAGCUGCUGGGAACAGAUCGCGUGAACAGGCAGGCGGCGUUUGUGCGGGCCUGUGCAGAGGAGCAGCGCACAGCAGAGGCCAUGGCGCUGUAUGACAAGUGGUUUCGUGGCACCAUCCGCCACAAUGGUGUGGUCACAGCGCUCAUGCACAUGUGGCUGGAGCCCCUCCUCUGGUCAGCGCCACAACAACAACAACAACAACAACAACAACAACAACAACAACAACAACAACAACAACAACAACAACAGCAGCAGCAGCAGCAGCAGCAGCAGCAGCAGCAGCCCCUUUUGACACCUGACGGGCGCGAAUGCUCACAGGAUGAACUGCUUGCGUACUGGCUGCAUGGGCGCUCACCAGGCUCUGCUUUAACACGUGCAUGGCUACAAGAGACAGUGGCAUGGGACACGCUGCUCCCUGCAGACUGUACGGCCGACGCGGCACUGGAGCGCGUGAGAAUGGCAGAGGCCAUGUUUGAAGAGCUAGACCGCGAUGGCAUCACCCGAUGGCAUGUGGAGCCCCUCAUGCGGUGGCACAUGCAAGCGGGCAACCCUGGUCAGGUGGAGGAGCUACUGGGAUACCUGCACACGCAUUCGCGAGCACCCGUGCCUUCCCGCAGCUACAUCUUCCUUGUCAAGGCAUUGGUGGUUGCUGGCCAGUUUGAAGUAGCACGGCGCGCGCUGCUGCACAUGGACAACAGCGGCCACACCGUGUUCCCCGAGCUCGAUGCAUAUGUUACAGCGUUUGCGCAACUUGCUUCCCCAGAUUCGUGACACCUUGCUUACAUGACCACAUGUGCACACGUGCAUGCGCGUGUGCGCGCUGCACGCGAGAGUUUGUGAUCUGCUUCACAUGAAUGCAGUC
This is a messenger RNA of Salpingoeca rosetta, 1525 nucleotides long. RefSeq lists its product as uncharacterized. Gene Ontology annotation, molecular function: protein binding; transcription cis-regulatory region binding. Gene Ontology annotation, cellular component: nucleus. NCBI's taxonomy places the organism in Eukaryota, Choanoflagellata, Craspedida, Salpingoecidae. The transcript has 2 exons. The record is from RefSeq and is a predicted model, not a curated record. The coding region runs from base 1 to 1434 and encodes 477 amino acids. Gene Ontology annotation, biological process: regulation of transcription by RNA polymerase II.